Penicillium macrosclerotiorum is the source of this 930-nucleotide messenger RNA. Its product is annotated as HMG-box domain-containing protein. Gene Ontology annotation, molecular function: RNA polymerase II cis-regulatory region sequence-specific DNA binding; DNA-binding transcription factor activity, RNA polymerase II-specific. The transcript has 3 exons. Gene Ontology annotation, biological process: cell differentiation; anatomical structure morphogenesis; negative regulation of transcription by RNA polymerase II. Bases 1 to 930 code for a protein of 309 amino acids. Lineage: Eukaryota; Fungi; Ascomycota; Eurotiomycetes; Eurotiales; Aspergillaceae. The record is from RefSeq and is a predicted model, not a curated record.
AUGGAGGAAUACUUCGCCAGUCUGCCUAAUCCUUUCCCUAGAGAAUUCUACGAGGCUUCUUCCAUUGAGGAGAAGGCAACCGAAGCUCUCUGGUGGAACUCAGUGCGGCACCUUGAUAACACCAACAACGAAGUUCUUAUCCCCGACAACGUUGUGCCCCGGAUCGGUCAAAAUGGGUUCAAAGAAAUCUUAAGCCGGCUAUCGAAACUCCUAGAUUGCUCGAUCGAUGUGAUCUAUGAUGACACUGUCAGUGCCUGGCGCAUGAUGCCACGUCAACCACCUCGCUUUAUGCCCUUCGAUGCCGGUAUUCAUCAGCUAAUUCGAAGAGAACUUGAACUGGCUGUUAUGAGUGGUGUGAAAAUUCCUGAAUCUCCUCGUCGAAUUCCGCGUCCCAGAAAUCAGUUCAUUAUCUACCGUCAACACCAUCACCAUGAAGUCACUGCUCAAAACCCUGGAGUUCAGAACACUGAAAUUUGUAAAAUGUGGCGUAAUGAGCAACCAGCUGUUCGAGAGACAUUCAAGAGACUUGCCCUUGAAGAGAAGCAAAAGCACGCUGCUGAACACCCUAAUUAUCAGUACACUCCUCGUCGCCCUGCUGAAGUUCCGCGUCGAAAGGGCAAGAUCCAUGCCAACUACCUUCAGUUCCUGAACAAUGUUCAUGGUGGCCCGCAGCGUUUGCAAGAGGCUAUGAACGAAACCGAUGGCUUUGUUGAAGUUGAUAACGACUUGGUUGAUCUACUUGCAAUGGCCGAUGUUCUCUAUGGUCCGAAUGGUGUUGCUCCAAUCCCUGGUCCCAUUGACGAUGAUGAAUUCCAACGCAUUGUCAAUAUGCAGCUUGAACGUCAAGCGAUCGAGACCCUCAACUUUGUUCCUUUAGCCGGAGAUGAAUUUGACACUGACUUCAAUAUGGAUGAGCUGCUCAAUCUGUGA